Molecule: messenger RNA, 1260 nt
Organism: Brenthis ino (lesser marbled fritillary)
Lineage: Eukaryota; Metazoa; Arthropoda; Insecta; Lepidoptera; Nymphalidae
Source: the annotation of a GenBank genome assembly
AUGGCAAUAUUAGGUGAAUGUCAGGGGAAUGAUGUAUUUACAAUUGGUGCAAUAAUAUUUUUAAAUUGUUUAAAAUUUCAUGAAAUUAUUAGUAAGUUAGACCGGUACAGGAUGCUCUACUUAAACGUUCUGAAGCAAUCAACUAUAGUUCAUUUAUGUUUUGCUAUAUCAUAUUUUACUUCAGGCUUAAUAUUAAGUCUUGUUCAAGCAGUUUUAUUUUUUAGCCUUAAGCCUUUCAAUAAAGUAUUAUACAGAAAAAUAAAUUAUUACCUGUCAUACUCAUUUUACUGUCAAUUAGUGUUUAUGUCUGAAUGGUGGUCAGGGACAAAGUUGUCCAUAUACAUAAAGAAGGAUGAAUAUGAUAGAUACUAUGGGAAAGAACAUGGCUAUCUUAUUAUGAACCAUAGUUAUGAAGUAGACUGGCUCAUGGGUUGGCACUUCUGUGACGGUAUCAAAGUUUUAGGAAACUGUAAAGCCUAUGCGAAAAAAUCUAUACAGUAUUUACCACCCAUUGGUUGGAUAUGGAAAUUUUCGGAGUUCGUAUUUUUAGAACGGUCAUUCGAUAAAGAUAAGGAAAUAAUCAAGAAGCAGAUAUCAGAAAUUUGUGAUUAUCCGGAUCCUGUAUGGCUAUUGAUGACACCAGAAGGCACGCGCUUUACGAAGAAGAAACAUGAAGCUUCGCUUAGUUUCGCCAAAGAAAAAAAUCUCCCCUUACUCAAACAUCACUUAACACCUCGCACAAGAGGAUUUACCACCAGCUUACAAUACUUUAGAGGGAAAAUACCCGCCAUUUAUAACAUACAAUUGGCCUUCGAGAAGGAUAGCAAGGUUCCACCGACCUUGACAAGCAUGUUAUACGGCAAGCCGGUACACGCUCAUCUGUACAUUGAAAGAAUUCCCGUAGAAACUGUUCCCGAAGAUGAAGCGGAGGCAACUAAAUGGCUGCACGAUUUAUUUGUCGUAAAGGAUAAAAUGCAAGAUUCCUUUAUGAAUACGGGCGAUUUCUUCCAAGAGUCUGGUGUAGAGAGAGUUGCUCCCUUCCAACGGCCUAAACGUAUCUAUUCAUUGUUGAACACUCUCGGAUGGGCGGUUAUUACUUUAACACCAAUGCUGUAUUACCUUUUGGGGCUUUUGUUUAGCGGAAAACUCCUAUAUUUCUCUAUUGGCGGAGCUAUAUUAGCUGCAUUUUAUAUUCUUCUUCAGAAGUCCAUUGGAAUGUCUAAGAUCAGUCAAGGUUCGUCAUAUGGAGCGGAAAAAAAG